AUAUAUCAAUUUCUAGUGGUGCAUUUUCUCACUCCUUUGACUACUUUUCUCAUUCACUAUAUUUACACAUAUAUAUCACCAGCAACUCUCCUACCAUCAAAGCUUCCUCACUUUGUGUUUUUCUCCCUAUUUUUCCUCUUUGUUUUUUUUCUCUCAUUCCUCCAAAUUUUUCCUUUCGUUUUCUUUUCUUGCUUUUCAUUUCACAUAAUUUUUUUGUGCUAAGGGAAUGUGGGAGGCAUUUGAUGGUGGAUGAAAGGAGAUUAUGGCCGAGGCUCUUGAGGAAGUGGUAGGUGGCCCCUCUAAGGACCUCUUCCACAUCGUUAAGGGCAAAAGAACCAAACGUCUUCGCCUUCAAUCUCCAAAUAUCCCUUUCGCCAUCACUACAUCACAUGAUUCAUUAAACGCAUACGACAAAGAUAGUAGCGAUGAUGUAAAAGACAACGUCCCCUGCAGCAGCAAUAACAACAACAUCGAUAAUAAUAAUAUCAAAGAUGGUACCGGCAAUGGAGAAUAUAUUGCCUGCAACAACAACAACAAUAUCGAAGGCAUUACCUAUAGCAACAACAACAACGAUGAAAUUCCAUCCUCAGCUGCCUCGUCUGAGGUAUUUAUCAACACGUUCACCGAGGAGGAGGAGGAAACCGCCAAGUGUCUUGUACUAUUGUCCAAAGGCAGUGAUGAUUAUCCCCGUUCUCGUAGGUUUAUUACAAACGACAAUAAUGUUGAUUUUUUCAACGAUGAUUUAAGGUUGUACCAACCCAAAUUCAACAGUAAAAGGUACAUUGAGACGUCCACCAACUCAGUGGAUGGUACAAAGGCAGGAAUAUAUGUGUACGAAUGCAAGACGUGCAAUCGUACAUUUCCAUCUUUCCAAGCAUUAGGUGGACACAGGGCAAGUCACAAGAAGCCAAAGACAUUAUUAAACACUGAAAUUAACAAGAAACCAUAUUUCGAUUUCUCAGAUGAAGAUGAUUAUCAACAACAUUCACCAUCAACGACAACAUUGUACAACAAAAACAAGAAUAACAUCAGCAAGAAUUUGCCAAAUUCUUCCAACAAGUUAUACUCUUCUUCUCCUAGGAUUCAUGAAUGCUCAUAUUGUGGUGCUGAAUUUACCUCAGGACAAGCUUUAGGAGGUCACAUGAGACGCCAUCGCGGGGGGGCUAACGUAAAUUCACCCUUGCAUUUGAGCAAUUUAAGUCCUGCAACUUCUAUAGAUCAAGAAUUUGCUAACAAUAUUAUGAAGAAACAAAGAGAUGAGUUGUCUUUAGACCUUAAUCUUCCAGUCACAGAUGAUCCUGUUGUAUCUUUAAAGCAACAAGAUCAAGAACAAACACAAAGGCAACUUGUUGAUUGUCAUUAUUGAUUAUGCAGGUUCUUAUU
Messenger RNA from Lycium ferocissimum, 1383 nucleotides. Its product is annotated as zinc finger protein ZAT5-like. Bases 263 to 1366 code for a protein of 367 amino acids. The transcript has a single exon. The record is from RefSeq and is a predicted model, not a curated record. Lineage: Eukaryota; Viridiplantae; Streptophyta; Magnoliopsida; Solanales; Solanaceae.